Messenger RNA from Gaeumannomyces tritici R3-111a-1, 705 nucleotides. RefSeq lists its product as hypothetical. The transcript has 2 exons. NCBI's taxonomy places the organism in Eukaryota, Fungi, Ascomycota, Sordariomycetes, Magnaporthales, Magnaporthaceae. Bases 1 to 378 code for a protein of 125 amino acids. The record is from RefSeq and is a predicted model, not a curated record.
AUGCGGUUCACUCUCGCCACCCUCGCCGGCCUGGCUACCACCGCCAUGGCCGCUGUCCUGCCUCGCGCCUUUGAGGGUGACUUUACCUACUUCAACCCGGCCGUCGGCGCCUGCGGCUUCGUCAACAGCGACAGUGACAAGGUUGUGGCUAUCUCGGCGGCCCUCUUUGAUGCCGCUAACAUCAGCGGCGAUCCGAACAAGAACCCACUGUGCGGCCGCUCCAUCGUUGCCCGCCACGGCGGCAAGGAGGUCACCGUCACUGUCGUUGACCGCUGUGUCGGCUGCGCUUUGAACGACCUCGACCUCAGCGUCGCCGCCUACAACGACAUCGCCGACCCCAACGCCGGCCGCGUCAAGGGCAGCUGGAACUGGAUCUAGGCGCAUCCGCUCAGAUCUGGGAGGCAUGUCUUCGAGGCAACAACGGGGUCUUUCUCUGAUCUGUGACUCGGGACAUCGUGGUCUUCAUCAAGAACACCGACUGGACUCCGCUCAUUGCCACCCAUGCCAUAGUCACGCCUGGCGGGUUUCCUUGGGGCUGGGCACUUCUUUACCCAAUGGAAGCACUCAUUUUUGGUAACGACAACAACGGUCGAUAUGCUUUCUAGAUUUUUUAUGGUUCUAGAUGGUGGGCACAGGAGGUAUCGCGUUGAGAAUUUUACAUUAAACUAGAUGACCUCGGAGUCAACUAAUAUCACCAGUCUCGCC